AUGUUUCGUACGAAGAAGAAGGUCUUCAAGGUGGUGGACGACAUCUCUGUGAUGACUGGGAUCUGCAGUAACUUCUGCUACGGCGGUAGGAGACGGAGCCGUUAUAUCAGCGCCGACGACGGCCAGACUCGAGUUCAGCAGGGCCAGACCCGAGUUCAGCAGGGCCACAACAGGCCAACACCAAGCUGGGCAGCCGCUGCACCAAGUCAACCCAAGGGAUUGCAUCCGGGCGGAACCUCCAUUACCGAACCCAAACUGCAGAUUUGCAUCCGGGCCGAAUCUCCAUUGCCGAACAGAACCGUCCACUACGGGGGCCGAACAGAAGCGCCGCAGACGGGCCACCACAUCACAUCGGGGCUGAAGGCCGAACCGAAAGUGACCAACCUCAAUCGGGACGAGCGUAUCCCCAUUCGGUAUGUCGGAAUCUACGAAUGGAGAACUGCCCAAAACCUUUCACAGGCAACCCGAUCUCGACAAAUAAGCAGGGUGCCGACCUCGGUGAACAUCUAG
Messenger RNA from Striga asiatica, 510 nucleotides. NCBI's taxonomy places the organism in Eukaryota, Viridiplantae, Streptophyta, Magnoliopsida, Lamiales, Orobanchaceae. The record is from the annotation of a GenBank genome assembly.